Fonsecaea multimorphosa CBS 102226 is the source of this 2385-nucleotide messenger RNA. RefSeq lists its product as uncharacterized. Lineage: Eukaryota; Fungi; Ascomycota; Eurotiomycetes; Chaetothyriales; Herpotrichiellaceae. Bases 1 to 2385 code for a protein of 794 amino acids. The record is from RefSeq and is a predicted model, not a curated record. The transcript is spliced from 4 exons.
AUGGAUUUGAAAACAGGGAGCAACGGUUUUGCACAGGAGAAAGCCGCCGGUAACGGUGUUGAUCUGGCGUUUGACGCCUCUCAACAGGCUGCCGCGGACCAAUACUCGUGCGAACGUUGCGACGAAACAAUGGACCCCGCCUUGAAAGACGAACACGAGGAUUGGCAUUUCGCGCGCGACCUACAGGCGCAAGAAGAUGGGAGUACCGCAGCUGCACCAAGCACGACCCAGGCCACUGCGAAACCUCCACCACCGGACCUCAAGCAAGCGGGCGACGGGAGGAAUGAUCAGCCUCCAGAUUAUGCACCGCCGUCGUAUCCGCCACCCAGCACAGCUCCGAGUCGAGCCACGACCGGCCAUCGCCAUACCAACAAGGUCAUCGAAGCCGGCAAAGUUCGUGCUAGAGAUGAGCAACAAAUGCAAAACGCCCUGCAAAGGCUGCAGUUCCAGUAUAACAUCUACAACAGCGAAAUCGAGCCCGAACACGAGACAGACUUUUAUUGUAGCUGUCCCAUCCACCAGUAUCAGAGGAUGAAAUGGAGCCGAUAUGGAGUGCAGGACAUGUGGUCGCGGGCGGUCAUGUAUCCUGGUGAGAAGGCAUAUACCGACAAUCCUCAGGCGCCGACCAUUUUCAGUGGGAAUCCUUACAGACUCCGCGUCAUUUCGCCGUACGGCUACACUCAGUCUUCCUGGGGUGUGCAAGUGCCUCGGCCAAAAUAUCACGCCCAGUCAAUCCACCAGACCAUUGCCCUCAACAACCGUCUGAAUGCUGAGGCGCAAGCCAAGAUCGAUGAGCUGGAACCAAAGGUCGAUAUCUGGAAUGAUGCUGCCCUCGAAGCAGCCAUGUCUCAGCUAAGUAUCAUGGCGUCCAUUGAUAAGAAGGCAUCCAUCAAGGCAGGCGAUGAGAAAGCCAUCGAUAAAAAGGCACCCAUCAAGACAGGCGACGAGAAAGCCAUUGAUAAGAAGGCUCCAAUCAAGGGGGGCAACGAGAAAAAUCUAGGAGGAGUUCCAGAAAAGGGAUCUUCCUCUGCAAGUGGAAACUCGGAGAAGCCGGCCAAAUCAUCGAAGCUUUCAAGUUUCAGGCAGUCCAUCGGCAUCAAAUCUUCAAAAGAAAGGGCAGUCGGGAAGGCAGAAAAGAUGGUGUUUCAAGGCCGUGAGCUGCGCGACGCGAUUCUGGCAGAGGAGGCGGGCAGGUGGCCUGACGAACAGUGGCGGCAUAUUGUGGCGGUAUAUCAAGAGAAGGUUGGUAUGUCGGGGAAGAUUGCUUACCUUCGAGCUCGCCAACCCAUCCAAUACCUCCACCUCCUCAGGGCGGGCUACUUUGAGCCUAUUCCUGUGGCUUGGGCCACUCAAGCCUCCAAUCCACUAAAGUUCAGCAUCGAAGCGGCAUCCGGAUGGAGGGGAAUCACGCCUGCCUGGCGAGGAUACGAAGAUACCGCCGAGGAGCGGCUCUACUGGGUCUUGAACCACCGUGAAGGCAGCGUUGGAAUGAGGAUGAAGCCAGAUUUUAUUUCAGAGAUGGAUAUGGCUCGGGCCAGAAUGGCUACAGCAGUCGAGCCGCCACCCGAGUACUACUCAGCCACCGACACCUGUCAUAUCCAACAUACUUCUGAAGGCUACUCCAGGCAAGUCAUGCCCAGACCCUUUGUGGCUUACGAUCGACCCGAAAUGCCGACAGACGACACAAUGAUUCUCCUGGAUGUCUCGGGGUCCAUGGAUUUUGACCCGUUGCGACCAAUUUACGACCAGUAUCUGAUCACUGGCUAUAAAAAAUCCACCCAGCCCAAGAACAAAGAUGUCGCCAAAGCGGUGAUCCGACGCUUCACCGACGCCAUGGCAAACCACGACCACCAGUUCCAGGGCUACGAUAUGGUCACUUUCUCCAGCUCGGCCGAAUACAUCGGCACCAUCAACCACCAGAACCUCAACCAAAUGUGGAACAGGAUCCACAUCGGAGGCGGCACCCGCGUCAUGACAGGCUGGCAAAAGGUCAAGGAACUACAUUUCCAGAAGCACUCCGAGUCUGCCACGCACCAUCCCGUGUACGGGUGGCAAGCCGGGCCCGAGACACCCAUGCUGCGCUUGCUUCUCCUCCUCGACGGCGAGGCCACGGACAUGGACGAGUUCGAGCUGGAUCUCUUGGGAUUGUCGUGGGCUCACGUCACCAUCUUCCUCAUCGGCGUCGACGGGUGCCCGCACCACCAUCGCCACGCCAACGAACUGCAGCGCAUCAGCGACGUCAACCACCACGUCUCCUUUGUCGAUGCGCAGGGCAACACGCCCGAGAGGUUUGUGACGCAUGAGCUGCUCAAGAGGCAUUUGGGCUACGAGAUCUCCAUGACUGAAUUUGAGGGCAUGGAGGAAUUGCCGGAAUAUACGGCGUGA